AUGACAAAUUUAAUUCCAUCGACACUAUCAUGUUUUAUAUUUUUGAUAACAAUUAAUCAUUCCACCCAAUUAUUCUUCGGAGGUGGUGGUUGUGGUGGAAGAAAUGUAUAUCAACCACCACCUUGUUCAUGUUCUCCUAUUGCUCGUCCAACAUAUUCUUCUCCAUGUGCAAGUGCAAAUAAUUAUUAUCAAAGACCUGUAUAUCAACAACCACAGCCUGCAUAUUAUGCACCACAAAAACAAUCAUAUAUUCCUCCCCCACCAAUUUCAUCUCAUUCAACUUAUGAAAUAUCAACACCAAGAUCUCAAGUUUAUAUAAAACCAACAACUCGAGUAACUCCUGAAGUUGGAUAUACGGAAGAUUCGAAUACACCAUUGAUUAUUGAAAAAUCGUUGAAAAGUCUUACAGAUCAGGAUGUGAGUUAAGAAAACAGUUCAAAUUUCAAUUCUGAUACAUUAUACGUGUAUUUUUAAAGAACAAUUUUUGGGGAGUUUUUAUAUUUAAGUGUCACCACAAUUAUUUUUUUGUAAGUUUCGUUACCUUCAGAGUUUUUUUUUCAAAUUUUCCAGUCUUUGUCAACUUUUGAAUCAUCCCUUGAAACUUAUAAAAUGCAAAAUCGAGGUGGAUUGAGAAGAGCUCAAGCUGCAAAACAAAUUGAUUUUGAAGACGGUGAAAAAUGUUCGAGUAUUGAAUUGAAGAAAAUAAUUCUAGAGGUUUGUAAAAUUAAAGCCCUCAAAUUAACCUUGCAACUAUUUUGCAGGCAAUAUCUGAAAAUGUGUCGAUUUCGAAACUUCGAAUAUCACAAAAAGCCAAGAAAAUAUUUGGUUAUAAUUUCGAUGUGAUCUGCAGUGAACAUGAUUUUUCGUAUCUGAUUUCGUCAAAUAUUCAUUGUCGUGUUCAAAGAUACGGUCUAAUUUGUCUCGCUUAUGAAAAUUGA
Messenger RNA from Caenorhabditis angaria, 938 nucleotides. The record is from the annotation of a GenBank genome assembly. NCBI's taxonomy places the organism in Eukaryota, Metazoa, Nematoda, Chromadorea, Rhabditida, Rhabditidae.